This is a messenger RNA of Phascolarctos cinereus (koala), 3031 nucleotides long. It is a transcript of the gene SMIM3, whose product is annotated as small integral membrane protein 3. NCBI's taxonomy places the organism in Eukaryota, Metazoa, Chordata, Mammalia, Diprotodontia, Phascolarctidae. The record is from RefSeq and is a predicted model, not a curated record.
UCAGGGGCCUCUGCUGCCUGCAUUCCUGAGCCCUCCAGCGUACAGAAGGUUUUCUAAGUGGCGGCCAGCCAAACGGAGGCGGUCAGACUUCCCCUAGCUGUGAAGAAGGCAGCUGCAACUUGAGAACAGCUUACGCUCCCUGCCUCCUGGCACUCCCCGGGUGAGUCCAGCCGGGAGACGGUCAGGGAUCCGCAGAGCCCAGAACCAGAGCUGGGAUCCUGGGAUCAGGCACUCCCUACUCUUCUGAUUUUCCUCGCUGCAGAGAGACUUGAUUCUUUUCUGAACUUCAAGCUGUGUCUGAUCGGGAGGAGCUGGAGUCGGUGCCUUUGAGAAGCAAAGAGGGCACCUCACUUUUCUGUGAUCCCAGGAGCCAAAUCAGGCAUGAAGAGUCUUUAACUCAGUACAUCUUGUGAUCGAGAGAGGUAAAGGGUGAAGCAACAUGGAUGCCAUCAGCCAAACCUCCCCAGAAGCAGUGCUGCCUAAGCACAUCCUGGAUGUCUGGGUCAUUGUCCUCAUUAUCCUAGCCACCAUCGUGAUCAUGACUUCCUUGGUGCUGUGCCCAGCCACCGCUGUCAUCAUUUACCGAAUUCGGACUCAUCCCAUACUCAGUCAGGCCUUUUGAAGCCUCAGGAUGCUGGGGGUGCUAGUCCAGGCUUUUGAUGACUGGGCAUGGCCCAGAAAACUCCCCCUCUUUAGCAGGGUAAUGAUGAGAGCCUUUCCAUUAAGGAAAAUGGUUUGAAGCUACCAAACAGAACUAGAUCGUGUCCGUGAAAAUGCCUUUUAUGAUGCAUAUAUCCAUCAGCAGCCAUCAACAGUGAUGGAGGAAGGAAGCUUUUCUGGUAGGGCUGCUCCUGUCAAGCAGAUAGGGUCCAGUUUCAAGAUGUACACGAUAUAAGAUGGAGUCUCCAGGGGCUGGAACUUCUGGGAAUCAGAGAUGCUCCAAGAGACAUCAACAGGGACAGGGAUGACCUAGGAGUUACUUCUUCCCUAUUCCUACAAUCCUUUAAAAGUUCCUCCCAUCACUAACAAAGCUCUCCCUGUUCUGGGGAAUCCCCUGUCAAGUUUUCUAUCAUGUUAAAUUCCUGGUAGGACCUUGUUCUUUGCUAGUUGCAAGUUAGCUAAAGUGCUAGCUCAUUGUAGUUUAAAGUCCCUUUCCUUUUCAGGACAUUUACAUUUUAAUAAAAUACUGUAUUCAAGUGAGAAAUUACUAUUGUCAGUCAAUAAGCAUUUAUUAAGUACCUACUAUGGGCCAGGCAUUGUGCUAAGCACUGGAGAUAUAUACAAAAAAAGGGGGGGGGAAAGGGCUUUCUACUCUCAGAGAGCUCAUAGAUCUCAGGCACUGUGAUAGUCUCCCAAGGUACUAUUAAAGGGAUUAUAUUUGGGGAGGGAGUCUUUCAGAGGUCUGGUCCUGUCCUACAGCCUACAUAUCUCUUGUACUUUUAUGAUAUGGCAUCUUUAGCUGGAAUAAGGUAAAGAGUUUAACUGGGGCAGGGAAGGUUGAAUGUAGUAUUUCCUAAGUUCUUGCUUCUGCUACCAUAUAGGAUCUGAAAACCAGAGCUACUUGGGUAGAGAUUCUGUGAUCCUGCUGGGCACACAGAAAUCCCCUGCUUCUCCAAAGAGAGCUAAGGCUGGGCUUAGGAUGAGCACUAUUGCCUUAUUCCAUAUCUGCCCAUGAUUAUAUAUGUGUCCUCCAGGGUUGCUGGUCCUAUUUUUUUUUUCCUUUGGAUCAGAUAUCUGAUUUCAUUGGCACUGACUUUGCCACUAGUGAGCUGUGUGGUCUUAGCUAGGCAGGAAAUUGAUAUCCCAAAGAGAUUAAGUGAUUUUUCCAAUAUCACACAGCCAGUUAUUCAUAACAGAAUUAGGGAUAGAGUCAAGGUCAAAAAUGUCUUAGUGGAGUGGUCUUUCCACAUUUUAGAAUCAAUGCAAAAUGAGGACAAUUGUGAUCCACAUUUUAUGGCACUUUAAGGUUAACAAAGGUCUUUUCUUGUAACAGACCUUUGAAGGGUAGUGCAAAUAUCAUCAUUUCCAUUUUAAAGAUGGGAAAGCUGAGAUUCAAAGACCACAGAGCUAACAAGUGGAGGACUUCCCUCCCCAGAUUCCAUACUCUUUCCUCUAUAGAUUGCUGUCCUGCUUACUUCCUAAGGCUGUGAUUCCGGUACUAUGAGAAGAGAGGGAAUGUGGCAUGUAGCAAGGUGGCCUUCAAGUCUGAAAGUCCUGUUUCUUACAUAUAUUGGCUGUGUGAUCAUAGGGAAGUCAUUUAACCUCUCGGUCUUCAGGAAACUCUCUAAGACUAAAAGUUGCAGAUCAUUUGUUGAUCUGCACUGGUGGAGGAAGUUACUUUAUUGGGAAUUCCCCAUAACAAUGAAAUCACUGGUUCUGUUUUAAAAAAAAGGAAUUCUACAGUGAUUCUAUGAUCACAUCUAUCCAAAUGUUCUCUCCAAAGAUACAGCUUUCCACCAUCCAUGCCUGCCCAUCUUAGGAGACUCUUUUCCACAUCUUCUCGUGUGAGACUAAAAGAGGUUGAAAGCUUUAUAAGAGCCCUUGUGUCAGUGAAAUAGGAAGUUUUAUGUCAAUUAUUCAGCAUAUCUCCCUUUACUUGUGUAUAUACUUGUGGUUGAUUCACUGGUUGCCCAAGGCUCCAAUUUAUUCUCCCUUCCCUGCAGGAUCCAGAAUUUUUUCAACCCCCUCCUCUUGUUCCUCACCCAUCACAAGAGACCUGUCCCAUGACAUUUCCCCCCAGGAUCUAGUCUCUGCUUAAGUGAGUGGGUAUGUUAUCUUUCUGAAAUAAGAGAUUUAGUUUUCAAGAGAAAGCUAGCUUACCCUGGUGACUCUAAUGGGGGCAUGUUAGACACUGUGUUCAGUGACAGCAGGGGAAAUAUUUCUGGACAGAUAGAGCCUGUAUUACCAAGUAUGGGAAAUUCCUAGGAAGACUGCACAAAGAUCUAGUAGGAAAAGAAUGCUUUUAUUUAGUAUGUGUUUGUGUUUUCCUGAUGGACUCUUAAUUGCCAUUAAAAAUAACAGGAUGAGAAUA